AUGCCUGUAAUAAAUGGAACACAUGUUAUUUCUAUGAAAAAUUAUACUUUAGUUAGUGAUGCAUAUGGUGAAAAGGGAGUAAAGAAAGUUUAUGAAGAUGAAUAUUUGAUAUGUGAAAAUUUAAAAAGUUUUAAUAAAAACUUACAUCCUAAUUUCAACUUUGCUUGUUUUUGUUUAUUUGAUGGGCAUAAUGGGAAAAAUACAGCCAUGUUUUUAAAAAGAAAUUUGGCACAAGAGUUAUCAAAUAGUUUCUUAGAAAUGCAGAAUACAUAUGAUUCAUCUCUUCCCAUACCUGAUCAUUUUAUAAAAAUAAGUGUUAAUAAUACAUGUAAAAGGAUUGACGAAAGGAUAGCCCAAGAAUAUCCAAAUAGCCGAGACGGUGCCACAUGUGUGAUAGUUUUAAUAAAGGAUGAAUAUGCUUAUAUAAUAAACAUAGGAGAUUCGUGUGCAUAUUUGUGUCGAUAUUUAAAUAAUUCUAAUCAGGCCAUUGAGUUAGUAGAUAUUCAUAAACCUUGGGUUAUAACAGAAAAGGAAAGAAUAAUAAAACAUGGAGGUACUAUUGAAAAUGGAAGAGUGAACGAUAUAAUCGAUGUCACAAGAUCUUUUGGAGACUUAUCAUUAAAGAAAUAUGGCUUAUUGUGCACGGGGACAUUUAAAAAGUUUAAAAUAAAUUCUGACGAUAAUUUUAUAAUUCUAGGAACAGAUGGAUUUUUUGGUUCUGUUGAUAUCAAUUAUGUGAUAAAUGAAAUAACAAAUUUGUCUAAAAAGGAAGAACGAUUGGUAAACGUUGAAAAAAAAAAGACAGUAUUCGAUGCUAAGAGUAUUUGCAAUAUUAUGGUGGAACAUGCUAUUGUUGAUAAAAAAUCUCAAGAUAAUGUAACGGUUGUUUUAAUCAAAUUUCUGCACAAAUAA
Molecule: messenger RNA, 912 nt
Organism: Plasmodium reichenowi
Lineage: Eukaryota; Apicomplexa; Aconoidasida; Haemosporida; Plasmodiidae
Product: protein phosphatase, putative
Exons: 9
Coding region: 1-912 (303 amino acids)
Biological process (GO): protein dephosphorylation
Molecular function (GO): protein serine/threonine phosphatase activity
Source: RefSeq, a predicted model, not a curated record